UUGUUAUAUAGACUAGAUCCUUUAUGCUUGUUCUAAAAUUAAAUUUUUGUCUAUAAAUAUGUGUGUGUGUGUGUGUGUGUGUUUAAUAUGCUUUAUUUAUUUUUGUUUAAAUAUAGACUAUUUCCUUUAUGCUUGUUCUAAAAUUAAAUUUUGGUCUAUAAAUAAUAUUAUUCACAGUGACACUGGCAUUUUUGUCUAUCAACAUCAUUCACAGUGACAUGGCCAGCAAUGUCUAUCAUCCAGUAACCAACCUGGAUGACUUCAAGAAAUGUCGGCGGAGACAGAAAGAAGAACUGGAAGUUUGGUGUUUGCUGUUAAUGGUGAGAGGUUUGAGCUUCCAACAGUUGAUCCUUCAACCACUUUGCUCGAGUUCUUGCGUACACAGACUCCCUUCAAAAGUGUCAAGCUUGGUUGUGGUGAAGGAGGUUGUGGUGCUUGUGUUGUGCUGCUGUCCAAGUAUGAUCCUGUGCAUGACAAAGUCGAGGAUUUUACAAUAAGUUCUUGUCUGACACUGCUUUGCAGCAUAAACAGAUGUUCAAUUACAACAUCUGAAGGACUUGGAAAUAGCAAAAAUGGGUUCCAUCCAAUUCACCAAAGAUUCUCUGGUUUCCAUGCUUCUCAGUGUGGCUUUUGUACUCCUGGAAUGUGUGUUUCACUCUUUGGGGCUCUUGUCAAUGCUGAGAAAACAAGUCAAUUGGAGCCCCCUUCAGGGCUCUCCAAGCUCACUGUUUCUGAAGCAGAAAAGGCUGUUGCAGGGAACCUCUGUCGAUGUACUGGUUACCGACCCAUUGCUGAUGCCUGCAAGAGUCUUGCAGCUGAUGUUGAUAUUGAGGAUUUGGGGUUCAACUCCUUUUGGAGAAAGGGAGAGACUAAGGAAGUAAAGAUGAGCAGGUUGCCUUUGUAUAACUGUAAUGAUGAGAUUCGUACAUUUCCAGAGUUUCUAAAGGAGGAAAUUAAGUCUGGCGUCUCUUUGGAUUCGAAAAGAUAUAAUUGGUAUACUCCUGCCAGUGUUGAGGAGCUUCAAAGCUUAUUGAAAGGUAAUGAAGGGACUGGGACUAAAGUACUAGUUAGUAACACAGGGAUGGGUUAUUACAAGGAACUAGAACGUUAUGACAGAUAUAUUGAUCUGAAACAUAUUUCUGAACUCUCAAUGCUUAGGAUUGAUCAAACAGGAGUUGAGAUUGGAGCAGCAGUAACAAUCUCCAAAAUUAUUAAAACUCUGAAGCAUGAAAACUGGCAUGAAUUUCUUCCAAGAGAUGAGAUUGUGUUCAAAAGACUUGCCAACCAUAUGGAGAAAAUUGCUUCAGGGUUCAUCAGAAAUACAGCUAGUGUGGGAGGAAAUUUGGUAAUGGCACAGAGGAAACAUUUUCCUUCAGAUAUUGCAACCAUACUUCUUGCUGUGGGUUCAACAGUGGAUAUAAUGAGUGGUCACCAAUUGGAAAGAAUUACAUUGGAGGAGUUUCUGGAAAGGCCACCAUUAAAUUUUAACAGUGUACUUGUAAGUGUCAAAAUCCCAUCAGUUAGGAAAGUUAAUCCAGAAAGUAAUACUAUCCUGCUCUUUGACAUCUAUCGUGCUGCACCCCGACCUUUGGGAAAUGCAUUGGCUUAUUUAAAUGCUGCCUUCUUGGCUGAAGUUUCUCCAUCUGAGAUUUCUGAUGGAAUCUUGGUGAAUCAUUGUCAGUUGGCUUUUGGUGCUUAUGGGACAAAACAUGCUAAUAAGGCAAGAAAGGUAGAGGAAUUUUUAACUGGAAAAUUUUUAAAUUUUGAGGUUUUAUAUGAAGCUGUCAAAUUAGUUCGAGCUACUGUGCUUCCUGAGGAUGGCACUGCAAAUCCUGCAUAUAGGUCAAGCUUGGCUGCUGGUUUUCUUUUCCAGUUCUUAAUCUCCUUAAUAGAUUCGGGUGCUAAAACCACCAAUGGUUUCUUGGAUGAAUACAAAAGUACUUCGUUGAUCAAACAUUCUGAACUAACUCAGAGUUAUGACCAACUUUACUCUGAUAAGGUUCCGACAUUGCUAUCUUCCGCAAAGCAAGUGGUGGAAUUAAGUAAAAGCUACUAUCCAAUUGGUGAGCCAAUUGCAAAAUCUGGAGGAGCCAUCCAAGCUUCAGGUGAGGCUGUAUAUGUAGAUGACAUUCCUUCACCAACAAACUGCUUACAUGGAGCGUUCAUUUAUAGCAAAAAGCCUCUAGCAAGGGUGAGGAGUAUAAAAGUCAACUCCAGCCCACAUCCAGAUGGAGUUGCAGCAGUUCUAUCUUAUAAAGACAUUCCCGAACUUGGGGAGAAUAUAGGAUCAAAACAUAAGUUCGGUACCGAACCAUUGUUUGCUGAAGGUCUUACUCUUUGUGCUGGUCAGCGUCUUGCCUUUGUGGUUGCGGAUACACAGAAACAUGCAGAUAUGGCCGCAAACUGUGCAGUGGUUAAUUAUGGACUUGAAGAUCUAGAGCCACCUAUUUUAUCUUUAGAAGAGGCUGUUAAAAGAUCUAGUUUCUUUGAGAUUCCUCCUUCCAUUUACCCAAAACCAGUUGGUGAUAUAUUGAAAGGAAUGGCUGAAGCUGAUUACAAGAUUACAUCUGAGAUCAAACUUGGUUCUCAAUACUAUUUCUAUAUGGAGACACAAACUGCUCUUGCAAUUCCAGAUGAAGACAACUGCAUUGUGGUUUACAGUUCAGCUCAGGGACCCGAGUAUGCACACAGUACUAUUGCAAGAUGCCUGGGUAUACCUGAACAUAAUGUCCGCGUUCUUACAAGAAGAGUUGGAGGUGGCUUUGGUGGAAAGAUUAUACCUUCCAUACCUAUUGCAACGGCAUGUGCUCUUGCAGCACAUAAACUACGCCGCCCUGUCCGGACAUAUCUCAAUCGCAAGACUGAUAUGAUAACAACAGGAGGAAGGCAUCCCAUGAAAAUCACUUAUACUGUUGGAUUCAAGUCUGAUGGAAAGAUUACAGCUUUACAACUAGAAAUAUUGAUUGAUGCAGGGAUUUUUCCAGAUAUAAGUCCAGUAAUGCCGCGCACUAUAUUGAGUUCACUUCAGAAGUAUAAUUGGGGUGCUUUAUCUUUUGACAUAAAGCUAUGCAAAACAAACAAUAUAACUAAGACUGCAAUGCGAGCCCCUGGAGAUUUACAGGGAUCAUUUAUUGCUGAAGCUAUAAUUGAACAUGUUGCAUCUAGCCUUUCAUUGGAAGUUGAUUCUGUCAGAAAUGUGAAUCUUCAGACAUACAACAGCCUUAAAUUAUUUUACAGGGAUAGUGCAGGUGAACAUCUGGAGUAUACUUUACCCUCAAUGUGGGAUAAAUUAGCUGUGUCUUCAAGCUUUAAUCAAAGGGUUGAAAUGGUAAAAGAAUAUAAUAAGUACAAUAAAUGGAAGAAAAGGGGAAUUUCUCGUGUACCUAUUUUGUAUACAGUGUUAAUGAAACCAGUUUCAGGGAGGGUAAGCGUUCUAAAGGAUGGCUCUAUUAUUAUUGAAAUUGGGGGGAUUGAACUUGGCCAAGGGCUGUGGACAAAGGUAAAACAGAUGGCUGCUUUUGCUCUCAGAUCAAUCCAAUGUAAUGGAGAUGGAGAGCUCCUGGAUAGAGUGCGAGUCAUACAAGCUGACACAUUAAGCUUAAUUCAAGGGCGUAUCACUGGUGGAAGCACUACAUCAGAGUCUAGUUGUGCGGCAGUUAGACUUUGUUGUAACAUUCUGGUUGAGAGGCUGAGUCCUCUCAAUGAAAGGUUGCAGGAGCAAAUGGGACCUAUCAAAUGGGAGACUCUUAUUUCUCAGGCACACAUGCAAUCUGUGAACUUAUCAGCAAGUGCUCUCUAUGUCCCUGACGCUUCAUCAAGUUCAUACAUAAACUAUGGUGUAGCAGUGAGUGAGGUUGAGGUGAAUCUUCUGACUGGAGAAACCACAAUUUUGCGAGUGGAUAUUAUGUAUGAUGGUGGACAGAGUCUCAACCCUGCUGUGGAUUUAGGACAGAUUGAGGGAGCUUUUGUUCAAGGAAUUGGGUUUUUCAUGUUCGAAGAAUACCUUACAAAUUCUGAUGGAUUGCUGAUCACUGAUAGUACAUGGACAUACAAGAUUCCUUCGAUGGACACCAUACCUAAACAGUUAAAUGUCGAAAUAUUAAACAGCAGCCAUCACGAAAAACGUAUUCUUUCUUCAAAAGCUUCUGGUGAGCCACCAUUACUGCUAGCAGUUUCAGUUCAUUGUGCUGCAAGAUCUGCGAUUAAAGAAGCUAGAAAACAGCUUCUUUCAUGGAGCGGCCAAGAUGGUUCAGAGUCAACAUUCCAAUUGGAUGUUCCAGCUACCAUGCAUGCUGUGAAGGAGCUUUGUGGGCUUGACAUUGUGGAGAAGUACUUGGAAUGGAGUUUAGGCCAAAGAAAAAGUGGAGGAGCUUUUUAUAAUGGAAUGAAUGCAGACAGAAAAGUCAAAGAAGCUAUUAUCAGAUAAAUUUCUACUUCUUAUUUCCUUUUUUCUUUAGAAAUCUGUUUAGUGUCAAAAAUAAAAAAGGAGGAGCAUUUAUGUAAAUAAGAAGAUAUGGCCUGGUUUUUCUGGUAAGAAUAUUUAUGGCAGGUUGUGGUAAGAAAAUGAAAAUGUAUUUUAUCACUCAAUC
Ziziphus jujuba (common jujube) is the source of this 4589-nucleotide messenger RNA. RefSeq names its product indole-3-acetaldehyde oxidase-like. The record is from RefSeq and is a predicted model, not a curated record. The transcript is spliced from 10 exons. Bases 269 to 4426 code for a protein of 1385 amino acids. Lineage: Eukaryota; Viridiplantae; Streptophyta; Magnoliopsida; Rosales; Rhamnaceae. Gene Ontology annotation, molecular function: oxidoreductase activity; 2 iron, 2 sulfur cluster binding; FAD binding.